Tachyglossus aculeatus (Australian echidna) is the source of this 1231-nucleotide messenger RNA. It is a transcript of the gene TFPI2, whose product is annotated as tissue factor pathway inhibitor 2. Gene Ontology annotation, molecular function: serine-type endopeptidase inhibitor activity. The coding region runs from base 5 to 739 and encodes 244 amino acids. The transcript is spliced from 5 exons. NCBI's taxonomy places the organism in Eukaryota, Metazoa, Chordata, Mammalia, Monotremata, Tachyglossidae. The record is from RefSeq and is a predicted model, not a curated record.
GGCCAUGGGCGACCCCCGGAUCCAGCAGUUCUCCCGGCCCCGGCCGGUCCUGCUCCUCCUGCUCCUCCUGCUGCUGGUCCUGCUGCCGACCUCCCCCGGACUCCCGGCCGGCCCGCCCGGUAACAAUGCGGCCAUCUGUCUGCUGCCCAUGGAUGACGGUCCCUGCCGGGCCUACCUGCCCAGCUACUACUACGACCGGUACACGCAGACCUGUCUCCCCUUCAUCUACGGAGGCUGCAAGGGCAACUCCAACAACUUUGAAACCCUGAAGGCCUGCCAGGCGACCUGUGGGCGGCUAGCCAAAGUGCCCAAAGUCUGCCGGAUGGAUACCAGAUCAGACACCUGUAAGGGGAAAGUGGAGAAAUAUUUCUUCAACAUGAGCUCCAUGGCGUGUGAGAAGUUCUCGUUCGGGGAGUGUCCAGUGGGUCCGAACCAAUUCUCCAACAAGGCCUCAUGUGUGAAAUUCUGCUCCCCCAAGUCAAACAUGCCCAAGUUCUGCUCCAGUCCCCUGGAUAGGGGCUCCUGCUCCGCCCACGUGACCCGGUAUUACUUCAACAUCAAAAGCGGGACCUGCGAGGAGUUCAGUUACUCGGGAUGCGGAGGAAAUCACAACAACUUCAUCAGCCAGAAGGACUGCACCAAGACCUGCUCUCAAGCCAAGAGGAAAGGUCUGCGCAACCAUCCCGGAACCGUCUUCGUGGGUCACAGACUCAAGCCAAAGCCCAGGACACAACCAUAACGUCGGCCUGCUAAGCCUGGGGACCCAGGCGGCUCAACAUCAUUUCACCGAGUCCCCUUGCUCUCUGCGCUCUCCCCCUCCACCUGUCCCCUCCCCUCCACCAGACCCCGUUCUCCACCCUGGGCACCCUGGGCACCCUGGGACCUGGGGCCUUCACGGGUCGUCAGAAGGUGCCGCUUCUCACCCAGGCCCGGCUUCAGCGCCAGCCUGUCCGAUCACACAGCUGAUGCAAUCCUGACCAUUUGGACUGUCCGCCAGUCACUCCGUGCUAUGUACUGAGCAUCUAUUGCGUGCUGACCGCAUUGGAGUAUAGUAGAAGUAGUAGACCAUCUCUGCCCUCAAGGAGCUCACAGUCUACUGUGUUCAGUGCAAUGGACUGAGCAUUUUGGAGAGUCCAAAGAGUUGGAGAGCACUUUUGCUAAGCAUUUGGGAAAGCAUUUAUGCUGUAAGCUUAUUGUGGGCAGGGAAUGGGUCUGUCGUGGUAUUUGUACU